ACGGUGACAACAGCCUCUCUCCGUCUUGCCUGGCUGCCAGACCUUAGACCUGGUGUCAGGUCUAAGGUUCACUGAUCUCGGCCUGCCUCUCUCACCUUUGACACCGCUCCCGGAGCCGCUGCUUUCGCUUUUAGCUGCUGCGGGCACGGAGGGGCUGGGACGCACGGAUGGGGCCGUCACCCUGUCACCCCUGACGCACGGACUGCAGCCCCGGCGGCACAGCGAGCCUUCGGGAAGUUGGGAUUUCUGUAUCCCCUGGUAACCCUGGAUUAAGUGAACUUUCUGAGUGGCCACUCUCUUAUUUAAGCCAGAGCUUAAGCAAGUAGGAGGAGGGUCCCAAAAGCAGAGGAGAGCUUUGAGCUGAAUGCUGGGAGUUAACUGGGGAGCCUAUUUCGGAGUUAUCCCCACCUGCCCAGCUGCCACUCAGGAGCUGCUGCAGGAGGCUCAGCUGAUCCCGGGUACCCACUGAGCAGAGCUGGUUUCCUUGCAGGACAUGGCACAGACAGCGACACUGGGCACCUCCCCGGAGGGGCCCCGUCCCUCCUACAUGUACAAGGUGGUGCUGCUGGGCAGCAUGUCCGUGGGCAAGUCCAGCCUGGCCUACAGAUACGUGAAGAACGACUUCAGGGAGCUGCUGCCCACUGUGGGAUGCUCCUUCUUCACACAGAUACUGGACCUGGACGAGGCCACUGUCAAGUUUGAGAUCUGGGACACGGCGGGCCAGGAGAAGUACCAGAGUGUCUGUCACCUCUACUACCGGGAUGCCCAUGCUGCCCUCCUCGUUUAUGACAUUGCUAAAAAGCAAUCAUUCAGCAGAGCAAAGCUGUGGCUGGAGGAGCUGGAGAAGAAAUUCCUGCCUGAUGAAAUCGUGAUUGCUCUGGUGGGCAACAAGACAGACCUUGCUGCUGAGCGAGAGGUCACCACGGAGGAGGGGGAAGACUUUGCACGAACAAAAGGCCUCCUGUUCAUGGAGACAUCUGCAAAAUCCAACCACCAAGUGAAUGACGUCUUCAUGUCUGUAGUCCAAGAGCUCCUGAGGAGGGAAAAAGAGAAGGCACCCAGGCCAUCCCCACAUGGGAGGUCGACCGUGGACCUGAGUGCGAGCGGGGCGAGGACGAGGACAAGGUGCUGCCGGAGCUGAGGACGUGGCACUGCACUCAGCAGGGCUGCAGCCCACCUCCAGCAGGGACAGUGACAGAGCAGGGGGCUCAGAGCUGCAGGGACAGCUCAGCCUGACCACCCUCCCUCUCAAAGCCCACUCAGAGCCCUCCUGGGUACACAGGGCCUCUUUAGCUCCAUCCUUAGCUGGGAGAUAAAGCACAGCCUGCCAGGAACACUGCCACCAACCCUCACUGGUGACAUCCCCCAACCCCCAGCUGUCACCUCCUCCAUCUCCCUUUCCCUCUGAAAAGGGAGGGUUUCAUUUCCCAAAGCAAAGAUCCCCGUGGUUUUACACCCAUGCUGCAAAUAAAGAGAAUAUUGCCCUAAA
Passer domesticus (house sparrow) is the source of this 1489-nucleotide messenger RNA. It is a transcript of the gene RAB17, whose product is annotated as RAB17, member RAS oncogene family. The record is from RefSeq and is a predicted model, not a curated record. The coding region runs from base 494 to 1141 and encodes 215 amino acids. Gene Ontology annotation, cellular component: Golgi apparatus; endosome. Gene Ontology annotation, molecular function: GTPase activity; GTP binding. NCBI's taxonomy places the organism in Eukaryota, Metazoa, Chordata, Aves, Passeriformes, Passeridae. The transcript is spliced from 7 exons.